GUAGGAACUAAGGAAGAUCACUUAAAAAUCUUCUGCUUAUCUUUCAGUCUUCUUCCUUCCGAGCUCCUUCUCUGGAGGAGAUGCGUCUCUUGUUAUUCUUCUAAUGCUUAAAUCUUCUUGCCAACGAAUUUCACCGCCGAUCAGAUCUCAGAAGGGCCAUUAUUGGAAUUCAAUUCCAUGAUCUGAAUAUUUAGGGUUCUGGUUUCAAUUUUUCUACCGGAGGAUCGGUUCGAGUAAUUGAGAAUGGCGUUGGCGGUAAUCGAGAGCUCCAUCUGGUUGCCGAAUAUUUCGCUCUUUGUCUUCAUUUUCGUUUGCUGUGUCUUCUCCAUUGGCCUGUUACCUAAAGCCUCCAAGAGUAGUCGAUCCGCUGGACCCUUGGACAAUGUCGGUUCUUCUUCCUCCUCCUCUGCUUUCCUCCGGUUCCAGCGCAAGUUUCUGCUCAUCUAUUCUCUAGCCUCAGUCAUGGAAGGGUUGUGGGCGGUGUUUGGAGAAUACGAAUUGUCAUUCCAUGGAGUCAGUAAGGAGGAGAUGGUGACGUCUCUGUGUGUCGGUUAUGUAGCUGCCCUGACUGUUGAUAUGAUAUGCAAUAUGGCUUGCAAGUUAUACUUGAUUCAGAAGUUUUCUGAUGGAAUUCAUUGUUGCUCACUUUACUGUAGUGGUCACAAGAAAGCCUGCUUGAUCUUUUGCACUCUGCAUCUCUUUGUUGGUUUGUGGAAGAAAACUUCACCUCACCCAAGUCUCUGGAUGGCAAGCAUAUGUUUGUCCCUUGCUACCUCAAUAUUUUCCUUCAGUUUUGAGGCCAUGCUUGUGGUCGAAAAUGAGAAGCAAGGAUUCAGGCAAGACACUCUGAGCGACACUUUUUGGCUGAUGACUUUCUUCGAGUCUGUAUCAUUAAUUCUGAGCCAAGUGCUUGCCAAUUGGCUUCUCGGAAGUAAUGUGGGGAAAGAUAUGGUAUCUCCAUCAACUGCAGCCAUCUUUCUAUCAGUGAUGAGCAUCAUCUGUGUCGGCAAUGGCUGGAAGGAAACCCCAAAAGCUACAGUAGCCAAAGAUUAUAAUGUGUCUUAUGCACAUAUUUUCAAAGUUAUUGAUGUCAAUUUACUCUUGCCAGACAAACGGAUAUGGCUCCUGGGAUUUGCACAUGCUUCCCUUCAUUUCUCCGUCGCUAUUUUUUGGAUUUUGUGGGCCCCGACUGUAGUGGCUGAUGGACGAGAAGCGCAUCUAGGUUUGGUUUAUCCUUGCUUGUUGGGUGCAAGAAUGUUGGGAAGCACAAUAUUCCCAUGGCUAUUGACCGGUCCUUCAUCUCUUCGUACUGAGGAUUGUCUCAUAUACGCAUAUAUCCUUCUGGGAAUCUCCUUCUCUGUAAUAGCGUAUGAUUACCAGGAAAUUGCAGUUUUGGUAUCCCUGUUUUGCUUAUUCCAUGCGGUUGUGGGUCUGAUCAUACCUUCUCUUGCAAGAUUGAGGACAAUGCAUGUGCCGAACGAGUUACGUGGAGGGAUGAUCGCACUCUCACUAGCUCCUGCAAAUGCAGGCAUACUUUUUUUGUUGGUGCAAAGAGGAUACUACCAGAGCAUUGAGAACUCGACAAUGAUUGCACUUGCAUCAGUUGGGCUCUUCACAUCAGCUGGUUGCAUGCAUCUGUUGAAGCAGUGGGGGAAGCAACCUUACCAGAACUGGCAUAAGAUGUGAUUCUUCUGGAUGCAUCGUUUUCUAUAUGCUGAAGGACUCGGAACCGAAGUGGGUAUGCUGCAGCUGCUGGCAUCUGGUCUCUUUGCAUUGCAAGGUGGUGAUAUCAAGAAGUGGAGAAAUGGAAUGUUGGAUAGUUCCAAUGCAGAGAAUGACGGAGCAUACUGUUUUUCAGAACUCUUAUACUUUUCGAGGGAGCGACAGUUGAAUCAUGAGUGAACAAGUAGUGGGGGAUUUUCGUUCUUGUGUUUCUGCAGCUAUGAAGAAGGAACAUAGUGAAUGAAUCCAACAUAAACAGGUGCAUGGGAGUGGAUGCCACAAGAUACGGCCUGUUGAAGCUGUAACUUCGGGUUAGAUCAGGAGAUUUUUGUAAUUUAGUUUUCAACUUAUUUUUCAUGGUUGUGUGGAUCAUCUUUUCUGUUGAGAACUAGAGUUGCGGAAGAUAGGAAUAGUUGCCAUAUUGAUUGUAUUUGUAUCUAUUAUUGCCUUUAGGAGCAAAGUUUUGAAUGAUUGCAUUGACUGGGGCCAAAUUUCGCUCCAUAACUUAAACAGAUGGGAUAAAAGAAGGAAAUAACUCUAUCCCAUGGCGAAGGUAAAUCUUUGCUUAACUGAUCAAGA
Molecule: messenger RNA, 2301 nt
Organism: Linum tenue
Lineage: Eukaryota; Viridiplantae; Streptophyta; Magnoliopsida; Malpighiales; Linaceae
Source: the annotation of a GenBank genome assembly